This is a messenger RNA of Saitoella complicata NRRL Y-17804, 636 nucleotides long. Its product is annotated as cwf21-domain-containing protein. The record is from RefSeq and is a predicted model, not a curated record. The transcript has 4 exons. Lineage: Eukaryota; Fungi; Ascomycota; Saitoellomycetes; Saitoellales; Saitoellaceae. Bases 24 to 479 code for a protein of 151 amino acids.
CCCCAUCCUCGCUCGAUCAUCAAAUGUCAUAUAACAACAUCGGUCUCUCAACCCCCCGCGGCUCCGGCACAAACGGCUACAUCGUCCGUAACCUCUCCCAUAUCCGCAGAAAGGACAGCACACCCUACAAACGUCCCGAAGAGAUCGACAGAGAGGCUGAGCAGCAGAGAGAGCGAAAAGCCGAUAUAGGGAUUUUGGAGCAUGAGCGGAAGAGGGAGGUUGAGGUCAAGUGUUUUGAGUUGAGGGAUCGGUUGGAGGAGGAGGGUGUUUUGGGGGAGGAGGAGAUUGAGGAGAAGGUUGGGGAGUUGAGGAAGGAUUUGUUGGAGAAGAUGAAGAGUGGAAACUCCACGAAAGACGCGAAAACGUUGAAACCACAUCAAGUACAUGACAUCGCGGAAGCGAAACAGCAAGAACUCGAGAAAUUCCGGAAAGCGAUCUAUGAGUCAAAAGACGUACGACCAUUCCGAGACAGAAGAUGAAACCACCAACACCUCCAACAAACACAAACAGCCUCACAUUAUCCACACAAAUGAACCGAAGACAAAUGGGAAAAUGACAUCAGCAGCAACCUCCUUCAUGUUGUCACAAGCGCGGCAGUCAAAAUACUGGACCGCAGCAAAACACCUAGCAAUAGCC